AUGAAGUUGCUCAACCUCCUUCUCGGCGCGGUGGCCACCAGUUCAGCGCUGGCGGCACCGGCAUCUGUUGCGCCGACUCUCACAACCAAGGAGAAGCGAGCCGGCAAGUUUAAGUUUGUCGGCGUCAACCAAUCUGGCGCCGAGUUCGGCAAGGAUACGCUGCCGGGGCAGCUCGGCAAGCACUAUACCUGGCCCGCUAAGUCGAGCAUCGAUGUCAGCUUUGUCCUGUUGCUAUGUUGCUCUUGGGAGCGAAGCCGGUACUACGAGCGAAUUAUCACCGACGUUGACGGGUUUAAGGCGUGGUGGACGACGACGGCCAAAAUAUUCUCCAGCAACGACAAGGUCAUCUUCGAUACCAACAACGAAUACCACGACAUGGACGACAAGCUAGUCUUCAACCUCAAUCAGGCCGCCAUCGACGGCAUCCGGGGCGCGGGGGCCACGUCGCAGCUGAUCUUCGUCGAGGGCAACUCGUGGACAGGAGCAUGGACAUGGGUCUCCUCCGGCAACGGCGCAUCGCUCAUCAACCUCUCCGACCCCGCGGGCUCCGACAAGCUAGUGUACGAGAUGCACCAAUACUUGGACAGCGACGGAUCCGGCACAUCGGAGGCGUGCGUGUCCGGGACGAUCGGACAGGAGCGGCUGCGCGAGGCGACGGCGUGGCUCAAGGCCAGCGGCAAGCGCGGCAUCCUGGGAGAGACGGCGGGCGGGGCCAACGCCCAGUGCAUCGCGGCGCUGACGGGCAUGCUCGCGCACAUGGCGGAGAAUGCGGAUGUGUGGAUGGGGUGGUUGUGGUGGGGUGGUGGGCCGUGGUGGGGGACGUAUAUGUAUUCGAUACGGGCCAAGUGGGGCUCUGCGGGGUGGAGGCUCUGCGCGCAGCAUAGGUGGGGCACCGCGCAGUGUGGCCUGUGCGCAGAACACAUGGAAGAUCUAUACCAGCUUAGCCUCGUGAAUCGUCGUCUUCUGAGCGUGGUUGAGCCGAUUCUGUACGCCAGAGGCAUCGGGUACCAUUUUGCAACACCUCUAGCAUGGGCUGCUAAAUUCGGAAUUGCAGCUACCCUGCACAAGGUCCUGGCCGCCGGUGCAUCGCCAGACCGCAAGUUGCGAUGCCAGAUGACACGCCACUUCUGGCAUUUUGCCAACGAUGCCCAUCAAGCCACCUUGGACUGGGCCGCCGGGGACCCCAAGUAUUGGCCGCCCCUUUCCAAUGACCGGGUCGAGGCGCUUGACGACGAAGAAGAAAUCUGGGCCAAAGACAUGACGUCCGGCCUAGCCGAUUUCGAUGUCGGCUAUCCUGCUGAAGUCUGUCCGUCUGCCGGGCUGGCUGGCAACGGCAGUCCGGAUAGCUCCACCGUCGAUUUUGCCCAAUCCCCCCGUGACCCCCCUCCCGAACUCUACGAGGCCGAUCGCCUCCUUCGCGAAUACACCGCCCUUCAUCUUGCUGCUAGAGAGGGACACACCGACUUUGUCAAUCUCUUGCUGGCCAACGGCGCCUCAGUCGACAGCUCCUCCCGCUGGUUCUGCCCUUGUCGCCCGCAUCGUGGCCUUUGGCAGACCAUGUUGGACCGGCCGACUCUUGGUCACCUCCUUAAGCCAGUCCAUUGGCUGCCCCUCCACGCCGCCAUCUGUUCUUCACGCAUCGAAACCGCCAAGAGUCUCCUUUCGGCGGGUGCAACAGUCUUGAGAAAUUCCCACAAUGGAUCCGCCAGCUACGGAGCUCUUCACCAGGCGGCAGCCGCAGGCCAUGUCGACUUGGUCCGCUAUAUUUUGGACACUCACCCAGAUAUCGACGUCGACGUCCCGGAUGAGCUUGGCAUGACUCCAUUCUACCACGCUUAUAUCAAUGCCCGCUGGGAUUCCACCAUUCCUAUCCUGAUGGCACGGGGGGCAAACAUCAACUCCCGCGUCCGCGUAGUUUUCGAUCGCCGCCACGGCGACGUCCAAACCAAUGUUCGGCUCGAUGCCACUCCCCUUGCCGAAGCUUGUCGGCUCGGCCGAUUCGAAGACGCUCUGAAAUUAAUUGAUCUCGGCGCCAAUGUCACCAUGGGCGUUCAGCUCGGCAACGAUUCCGCCAUCAACAUGAACAUCCCCCCCCUGCACCUUUGCUGUAUGGACUUUGGUCUGGAUAACGAGUUUUAUCCGACAGGAGAAGCAAUUUGGAGUCGAGCUCCAGGGCAAAGGGCGUUUCGAGGAGCAGUCAUCGCGAGACUUGUUGCCGCUGGCGUCUCGCCAGACGCGAAGAUGGGGUUCAUCGGUUUUGGUGUGGAAACCGCCCUCACCGUGGCCGUUAGGCAUACUAACGUCGCCGCCGUGGAAGCCCUACUCGCUGCCGGCGCGGAUGUCGGAAUACGCAAUUUAAAGGGGAGGAACGCGUUGAUGGUAUCCGUGGAGCCGCCCACCAUUGACUCUCCCUCCGAAAUGAGCCUCGGCUUUCUGUCCUACGCCCCGGCAUAUCUGGCCUCCUUUCGCAUAGCACAUUCCGACGCGUGGGCUAUCACCAAGCUGCUAAUUGAAGCUGGCGUGAGCUUGGUUGACGGGGACGAAGAUGGUGACACUGUUUUGCACCUCCUCUUCGACAGCCUUGACGAGGGCGACAGAUUUAGGAUCGAAUCGCCUUCCGACAUGGGCAUUCUUCGGCUCUUGCUCGCUCGAGGCGCUGACCCUUGCUUGCGCAACAAAAAAGGUGUUCCGGCCUUGCAUGUCGCUGUCCGGAAUGGACGUCUGGCUGCCGUGCAGUGCAUAGCAGCACAAGGCCGCAUCGACCUCGUUAAAACCUUUCCCAUGGAAGUCGUUGGUGCCCUUUUCGACGCCGUGCAAUUCGAAGAUGACAUCGAAGAUGCAACCACCGAUCCCGACUGGGAGGCCCUUAUGGGCGAUCCGCACCGAUUUAGCGCUGCAACACUGCGACUGAUCGACGCCCUCGUUGAUAUGGAUCGUUCGGGCCGCCUGUCGUCAAACGUCUCUUUUAUCUGCUCUCGCUUGCACAACCGGCACAGAAAGGACCCCGCAUUGGAGGUCGCCGAGGUCCUCUGCUACCGGGGUCUCGCGGCGGAUACCUUCGACGGCGAAGCCAAGUUGACGAUUCUGCGCGCGGCCAUUAAAGCCGCCCGUUGGGACAUGGCCAGGGCCCUUCUACGCGACGUCCCAGAGACGGAUAUUAACUCCUUGGACCCAGAGGGCCACACCCUUCUCUCGCUGGUGACUUCAUCGCGCCGGAUGCAUGAUGGCGGGUUCGCAUGGGAACUUAUCGAAGCCGGUGCCGAUAUACACAUCCGCGUCGCCCCUAGCUUGUCAUGCGGCGAAGACACGACGCCCUUGAAGCAAGCUCUCAUAUGCUCCGACACGUACCCUAUCGAACGCAUGUUGCAAAAACAACCAAUCCGCGGCAAUCCUCGUGCCAUUGAGCAUCGAUAUCUGCACUGGGCCGUGACGCUCCCCUGGAAUCCAUCUCUGGAGGAAGAAUGGUCCGAGUCGGUUUGGUCUGAUAGGGACACGAUAGUUCGCGCCCUCCUCGUCGCCGGCGCCGACCCUACUCAGCUAGACAGCAACGGCGACACACCGUUGUUGAGAGCCGCGAGAGAAAUGGACGAGAAUAAACAUGAUGUGUGCCGAGAGAUCGGCCAUUGGGUGAAGCCUCUAAGUAGAGGCGUCGAUGGCCACCGGAAAAAUAAACAAGGGCGGAGCAUUGUAGACCACCUCACCAACAUCAUCAACGAGCGGGAACUUUCUGAUCUCGAAUUCAUGUAUAGUGUGAUGGUAUUUAAUCUGACCGAAGACGGAAAGUCCGUGAAGAGAGCGAUACGAUGGCCGCCAAAGUGA
Molecule: messenger RNA, 3819 nt
Organism: Chaetomium globosum CBS 148.51
Lineage: Eukaryota; Fungi; Ascomycota; Sordariomycetes; Sordariales; Chaetomiaceae
Exons: 5
Coding region: 1-3819 (1272 amino acids)
Biological process (GO): glucan catabolic process
Molecular function (GO): protein binding; hydrolase activity, hydrolyzing O-glycosyl compounds
Source: RefSeq, a predicted model, not a curated record